Messenger RNA from Punctularia strigosozonata HHB-11173 SS5, 708 nucleotides. RefSeq lists its product as uncharacterized. Bases 1 to 708 code for a protein of 235 amino acids. The transcript is spliced from 4 exons. Lineage: Eukaryota; Fungi; Basidiomycota; Agaricomycetes; Corticiales; Punctulariaceae. The record is from RefSeq and is a predicted model, not a curated record.
AUGUUCCGUCUGACGGCACUGGUUCUUACGCUCCUGUCCACGACGCUCGCGAUCCCCACCUGGGAGGGCUAUGCUUCGCGAGAUUCGGUCACCUCUCUCGUCCCUGGCGCCGGGUUCGUGCAGGCUAUUGGCCCAAAGUAUCGAGGGGAAGACGUUAAUCAGAAAGCACCUCCUAAAUACCUUACCGUCUCUGGGGACAAGGGCCUGGGCGGCGGUGCGAUAGCAUACUAUGACCCCGCUCCACCCAUGUUCUUCAUCAACCCCAGGGAUAACCAGCUCUACCAGGUCGUCAACGAGACCACCAUCCUCAACGUCAACGUCGUGAACGUGACCGCGACUGCGACCUCGCCUGCGCCGACGGCUUCGCCAAAGGUGUCUUUCAACGACCAGACCGGUUCCAGCAACGCUCACGACGACCCCUACGCCAAUUCUCCCCGGCCAAAGGCGCUCCCUCCUCUGAAACUCGAGCUGUCCAAGAAACGCAGAGGAAUACCCGGAUUCUGGAGAUGGCAAGGGACGAUGCUCAUUUUCGAAACCGGAAGUACGCUAGGACGCGGCAAGACGAACCAGGGUGCUUUUUACUCGUGUCCCGACAACAAGGGCGUCGAGGGUAUAUACCUAUUCCUAGAGCCGGCAGCCACGCCGGCUCAAUGCAAUUUCCUGACGUUGCACAGUUGGAUUCGCAACCAAGAGGAGUACAAGCGGUAG